Messenger RNA from Phaedon cochleariae (mustard beetle), 1251 nucleotides. Lineage: Eukaryota; Metazoa; Arthropoda; Insecta; Coleoptera; Chrysomelidae. The record is from the annotation of a GenBank genome assembly.
AUGACUCCAUCCAAUAAUUCAACAGAAAAUAAGAAUACUAUUAUAUUCAAUGCAUCAAAGCAAGAAAUAUUCAAGUUGAAUGAAAACUACAAGAUAUUUCAGAGAAAACUAAAAUUAUACUUCAAAGUAAUAUUGAACAAAGAAGAAUUAUCAUCACAUAUUCUAGACACCUGCUCAUUGAUUAUUUUACCUGGAUCUCAACAACCCUUUGAAGAAGGCGAAAUAAAUUCUUUGAGACAAUUCAUCUACAAAGGUGGACGAGUAUUGGUUCUCUUGACUGAAAGCAAUGCAACUGAUUCAUGCAACAUCAACAUUCUCUUAGAACAAUUUGGGAUAAUUCCAAAUAUAGAUUGUGUCAUAAGGACCCAUUAUUACAAAUAUUUCCACCCUAAAGAAUGCUAUGUAGCAGAUAGUCAGAUAAACUAUACACUGAUGAACAAUGAAAAGCAAGACAUCAAGUUCAUCUAUCCAUUUGGUUGCAGUGUUAGUGUAAGCAAACCCAGUCUUGUUGCCUUCACAAGUGGAACAGCAUCCUUUCCUGUGGACAGACCAGUGGCAGCUUUAUUUUAUGAUGAAAAGUCUGGUGGAAGACUGGCUGCUGUUGGAUCAGGUCACAUGUUCUCAGACAAGUACAUUGAUCAGGAAAAUAAUGACAAGUUGAGAGAACACCUGAUGGAAUUCUUGACUGGCAAUGAAUCACUGCAUUUUGCCCCAAUGGAUCAUGAUGAUAUGGAUUUUACAGACCACCAUAUCAUUCCUGAAACAGCUGAACUAGCUGAAAAACCAAAAUUAUGUCUAACAGAUGCUGUGAGUCAUAAUGGUCUCAUAGAUUAUACCAAAAUUUUUGAUCAUAAAAUGUAUUCUAUGAAUACAAACUUCGUUCCUGAGGCUUUGAAACUCUAUGACAAGUUAGGAGUUGUACAUGAAUCUUUGAAGAUAAUAACUCCGAAAUUUGAAACACCUUAUCCACCUUUACAGCCUGCUGUUUUUCCACCUUCAUUUCGUGACUUGCCUCCACCACCUCUGGAACUAUUUGAUUUGGAUGAUGCUUUCAGUUCUGUAUUUUCAAAUUUGGCUCAGUUUACUAAUAAAUAUGUAUUGAACAAUGAAACCAAUGAGGAUACAUACUUGGAAUCUUAUAUCACUGAAUGUUCAAAAAUACUGAACAUUGAAGGAACUUCUGUUGCUAAUGAUAUUCUCCAUAAAGUUGGUAAGGAGAUUGCAAAUUUCAAGAGUAUUGAUAUAAUUUGA